Molecule: messenger RNA, 4295 nt
Organism: Colletotrichum scovillei
Lineage: Eukaryota; Fungi; Ascomycota; Sordariomycetes; Glomerellales; Glomerellaceae
Exons: 7
Coding region: 623-3574 (983 amino acids)
Biological process (GO): clathrin-dependent endocytosis; intracellular protein transport
Cellular component (GO): membrane coat; AP-2 adaptor complex
Molecular function (GO): clathrin-cargo adaptor activity
Source: RefSeq, a predicted model, not a curated record
CUAAAGUGUCGUUUUCUCCCAAGCCCGCGAAAGCCCCUCGAACCCCUUUCCUUGGAGUUUCGUUUCCCAUUUCCCACUUUCGCCCAGUGCAACAUCGCGAAUCGACACCGAAAUCCUUACAAGGCCGAACUCAAUCUCGAGUCAACCAUCAGCUUCUGUCCAUUGUCGAUAACCCCCUGGUUGCGUCUUCAUUACUCAACGGGAACGCAUUGCUAAGACACGCAGCGGCACUUGCCGGCCGGUUUCGAGUUCGAGUCGCCGAGUCCACAAUCCCGCCGUCCACCGAUCCGACCGUUGAUCUCCCCCAAAACUCCACGCAGCAAUCAGUGGCCAGCUGGGGUAAGCGAGCAGAAAUACGAAAAGAAAGGACCCCUCGCGCGCGUAUGGAGUGAUUGCCCAACGCUCGCACCGGAGCAGACAACAACAUACGACCCGACGCCAAAUACACACCGUCCAUCGAUUCCACACCCGCGCCGCUCGAUUACGAAACUCCCGUAGCGAGUCCAACAACAUCCUCCAGCUCAACACCGUUCAUCCCGCGCAGAAGGGGGGAAGGCAUUUCAGAGGGCAGAGGAGACAGCUUUAAACAGAUUACCCGUCAAACCCGGCAACCACCGCAGCCAUGUCGUCCUCCGCGAGCGGCUUCCUCGGCCGCUCGACGAGCAACAACUCGAACAUGCGAGGGCUGGUGCAAUUCAUUGCCGACCUGAGAAACGCAAGAGCUAGGGAGCUGGAAGAGAAGAGAAUCAACAAGGAGCUGGCCAACAUUCGACAAAAGUUCAAGGAUGGCAACCUGAGCGGUUAUCACAAGAAGAAAUACGUGUGCAAGCUCCUCUACAUCUACAUCCUCGGAUGGAACGUCGACUUUGGCCACCUCGAGGCCGUCAACCUCAUCUCGGCGAACAAGUACUCGGAGAAGCAGAUUGGAUACCUCGCCAUGACCCUGUUUCUCCACGAGAAGCAUGAGCUGCUGCACCUGGUCGUCAACAGUAUAAGGAAGGACCUGCUGGACCACAAUGAGCUGUUCAACUGUCUGGCUCUCCACGCAAUUGCCAACGUCGGUGGCAGAGAAAUGGGAGAGGCCCUGAGCGGAGAGGUUCACAGGCUUCUGAUUUCGCCAACAUCCAAGGCGUUCGUGAAGAAGAAGGCCUCACUCACGCUCCUCCGUCUAUACCGCAAGAACCCCGAUAUUGUCCAGCCGCAAUGGGCCGAGCGCAUAAUAUCGCUUUUGGAUGACGUAGAUGUCGGUGUAGCUCUGUCUGUCACGUCUCUUGUCAUGGCCCUUGCCCAGGAUAAUGCAAAUGCGUACAAGGGGGCGUAUGCGAAGGCCACAGCAAGGAUUAAGAGGAUAGUCAUUGACGGGGAGUACACUCCGGACUACCUUUACUACAAGGUCCCUUGCCCCUGGCUCCAGGUCAAGCUUCUGCGUCUACUGCAGUACUUCCCUCCUUCAGAUGACACUCACGUCCGCGAGAUGAUCCGAGAGUCGUUGCAGAAGAUUCUGAACCUCGCGAUGGAGCAAACGAAGAACGUCCAGCAGAACAAUGCACAGAACGCCGUGCUCUUCGAAGCCAUUAACCUCAUCAUUCACUUGGACAACGAGCAAGCCCUAUUGAAGCAGAUCUCAUCUCGUCUGGGCCGAUUCUUGACCUCAAGAGAAACCAACGUUCGUUACUUGGGUUUGGAGGCGAUGACGCAUUUGGCAGCCCGCAUCGAGACCCUGGAACCGAUCAAGCAGCACCAGGACGUCAUUCUUGGCUCACUUAAGGACAGAGAUAUCAGCGUGCGGAGGAAAGGUCUCGACCUUCUCUACAGCAUGUGCGACUCGUCCAAUGCCCAAGUUAUUGUCGGCGAACUUCUCCACUACCUCCAGAACGCCGAUUUCGCCAUAAGAGAGGAGAUGGUGCUGAAGAUUGCUAUCUUGACUGAGCGAUAUGCCACUGACGUUCAGUGGUACGUGGACAUUUCGCUGCGUUUGAUUGCUAUGGCUGGUGAUCAUGUCAGCGAUGAGGUGUGGCAGCGUGUCAUUCAGAUUGUGACGAACAACGAGGAGCUGCAGGUUUAUGCGGCUCAGCACUCCUUGCAGUACGUCAAGUCGGAUCACUGCCACGAGACUCUGGUAAAGAUCGGAGCUUACAUCUUGGGCGAAUUCGGCCAUCUCAUCGCCGACCAGCCCAAGUGCAGCCCCAUUGAGCAGUUCAUGGCUCUUCAGAGCAAGGUCGCCGCCUGCUCAUCAAGUACAAGAGCCAUGAUCCUCUCAUGUUACGUCAAAUUUGUCAACCUCUUCCCCGAAAUCAAGCCCCAGCUUCUCAAGGCAUUCCAGGUCUUCAGCCACACGCUCGACUCUGAGCUUCAGCAAAGAGCAUGCGAGUACCUGACGCUCGCCACACUGCCGACAGACGACCUUCUCCGCACUGUAUGCGACGAAAUGCCACCAUUCUCCGAACGACAAUCCGCACUGCUUGCCAGAGUGCAUCAGAAGCAUGCCAACACUAGCGAUAAGAGAACUUGGAUUGUCGGUGGCAAGGAUGCGAAUGCAGAUGUGGCAGAGAUGAAGAUGGCCAAGGAGGGUGGCCUCAAGAGGACCUUCAGCACAAAUACAAAUGGCCAUCACGCGGCCAAUGGAGGCACGAACGGAACAAAUGGCCACGGCAACGGUGUGAAUGAUCUGGCCGGCUUGGACAUGAACAACCUCGGACCUGCCGAACCCAAGACGAAGGCACCAAACCUGGCCAGUGCCGCCCACUUGUCUCCUAACUGGGAGGUUGGAUACAACAAGCUCCUGCUGAAGGGUGAGGGCGUGUUGUAUGAGGAUGGACAACUCCAAGUCGGUGUGCGUUCCGAGUACAGAGGACAGAUGGCGUGUCUCAUCCUGUACUUCAAGAACAAGACCCCUACAGCACUGGGGUCGUUCACCACAACACUGGAUCUUGACGAAAACGAAAAGGGCAAGCUGACAUGGGACGUGAAGAACCUCCCGGAGAGCACGAUCUAUCAGAAUGGGCAGUCUCAGCAGGUCAUCAUGUUCGAGUCAAAGAAGGUGUUUGACAAGAGCCCGACGAUACGUAUCAGCUACCUUGCUGGUGCUUUGCAGGCUGUCACCCUCAAGCUCCCUCUUACCGCACACAAGUUCAUGGAUCCCGCAGAUCUCUCCGCCGAUGACUUCUUCAGGCGAUGGAAGCAGAUCGGCGGUGCCCCACGUGAGGCCCAAGCGAUCUUUGGUCUGUCUCCUGGCAAGUCGGAUAGAGAGUUGAACGAAUUCUUUGUACGCCAGACGGUCGAGGGCUUCAGAUGGCGUGUCCUUGACGGUGUCGACCCCAACGCGAAGAACUUCGUGGGUGCCAGUGUCCUGCACACCUCAGAGGCUGGCAAAUUUGGUUGCUUGAUGCGUCUUGAGCCGAACUACGGAACCAAGAUGAUCCGUCUCACGAUCCGCGCCACAGACGAGAGCGUCCCUGCUGUCCUCCUCAAGGUUAUGCAGGACCGUCUAGCUGCUGGCUUCACGCAAGAAAAGUUCCAAGCCCCAACACCAUCCGAAAUAUCGGACGCAUUUAGCAACAUUCUGGUUACAUAGCGCAAAAAAAGGGAGGCAGUCCACACCACCGUUGUAAUACACAUUUUCACAGAAACCAAAAUCACUUUCUUCGUAAUGACACAUACCCCACAACACUUUUUGCCUUUUUCGUACCCCUUUCUUGUUUGCCUUGCUGUCAUCUCUUGGUUUUCGGUUCUGAAAGUGUUCCCUUUUUUAUAUCUGCAUGGCAAAGCUACUAGGGGUGGCGUCGGGAGGCAUCGUGGUAGCAGUCGUUUCCAUGUUGAGGUAGUUGAGGAAGCCCCUUUUGGGUGGUGAGAGGCGAUGUCGUUGGGGGACUUAAUGAAAAGUACUCUUUGUCGAGAUUGGUAUUUAUCAGGAGUCUAUCGUCUGUGCUAAGGCCUUCAUGUUCGAUUCUCUCGCACAGCGCUUGCCCGCUUGAUCUAUGCGAUACCCGCCCCAGAUAAAGUUGUGGUUGGCGUCAGCCAUUGCGGACCCCUUACGUUUUCUCCUGUCGAAACAAACAACGCCUUUCAGAGACGGCCAACGAAACCGUUGUUCCAGUCACCGCAUUCGCAUGUCAGCUUCUCGAUAGUUGUCGCCAAUCAGCAUCAGUGCCAAGUUCAAACCGUCUUAAUCACGACAAUUCUCAAGCAUUAACAUCUAGCUCUCUCUUCUGUCAGCUCGCCGGGGCGUGAGGAUAGGAGUCUCUGUCGAGAGCGGCCACCGCUGACUGGCUAUAAGACUACUUCGUAUCGCCCAA